CAGGGCUUGGGGCCCCGCCCCUCCAAGGCGACAGGGCGGGGCCUAUGGCUGGCCUUCCCGGGCCAGCCAGGGGCUCCGAGGCCAGUUGUCGGAGUUCAGCUCUUGACUGCGCACUGUCUGCCUCUUCCUCCGCCUUGUCGUCCCUGUGCCGACUCUUAGCGUCAUGGAGGGGGCUUCCACCGUGGUGUCCGGCUUCCUGGCCAAGCUCUGGGCUCUGGUCGACGACUCGAGCACCGACGACGUGAUCGGCUGGAGCCGGAAUGGCCAGAGCUUCUCCAUCUUGGAUGAACAGAAGUUUGCCAAAGAAUUGCUUCCCAAAUACUUCAAGCAUAACAAUCUGUCCAGUUUUGUCCGCCAACUCAACAUGUAUGGUUUCCACAAAGUGGUCGCAGUGGACAGUGGGGUGGCUGCCCCAGAGAAGACCAUGACAAUUGAGUUCCAGCACUCGUUCUUCAAACAAGGAGAACCAAACCUUCUGGAGAACAUCAAGCGCAAGGUGCCAUCUGGAAAAAUGGAGGAUCUCAAAGGGUCUUCUGAUGACCUGCAGAAAGCUCUCGCUGAACUACAGGAGGUCAGAGAGCAGCAGGUCGGUGUGGACAACAAGCUGGCGAGCAUGAAGAGGUCAUUGCCAGAUGCGUCUGGUUCCCCGCCUUCGAAGCUCAGCUGCCAGUGUGCCCCGAUCCCCGUGGAGAGUGGGGAAGCUGAGGAUGUGCUAGACUCUGGUCCUUCAGUUGACAAUGACUCCAGUGCGAUCAUGAUUCAAGAUGUCACCAGUUCUGUGGAUGAUGGCCUCAUUGGGCUUGUUACUCCAUUAUCUCCAUCUCAAACUCUGAAUUUAAUUGGAUCUCCAUCUUUUUCUGGAGAACCGUCAGACCUCCUUGAAGGGGGUGACCACAUAUCUCCAGUGCAUAUGAUGCCAUCAUUCGGCCUGGAUUUGGAUAUGACUAACUGCCCACUUCAAAUCACUGAGGAUUCCCUGGAGGCUGAUGACAUUGGGGACCUCCCUCUGGACCUUCACUCCUCCCAGACCAGUGACUCUGAAGACACUGCUGCAGUCAUUGACUCGAUCUUGAAUGGCGACCAUCUGUCUGACCAGAGCAUGGGAUUUAUGAACAGGGAUGAGAUGCAGGAUUUUAUGAAUUGUAUUGAAACUAAUCUGGAGGAUCUACACUCCAUGCUGGCUGCGAGGAAACUGGCUGAGGACACUGGACUCAUGUUUGAGGCUUCAACUCCUGAAUUUCCAGACCUGAACAUGAAUGAAGCAGGACCCUCAUCCAGCAUGAAUGAUGUCCUGGAUCUCCCAGAUAUUGCUGGAGAAGACGGAAUGAUGGAUGAAUUUGGAGCUGCUGAAAACAGAGACAUGCAGCUAGUCCAAUACAUGGGCAACCCUCUGCUUUCGCUGUUUGACGACUUGCCUUCCUUUGAAGACAGACCCCAAGAUGAUAGAGAUCUCCUGGCCGAAUUCGAGGAUGACAACAAUAUGCCCACCUUCUUGGAGGAUUCUGAUGAUCCUCUCUGCUUGGUAGCCCCUAGCCUGUCAGAUGAUUCUGAGAAUCCACUCGAAUCUUUUGAGUCCCCAUUGCUCUUGGAGGACCCCAAUGGGGAGUAUAAGCUGUUCCCCCUGUUGCUUCUCAGCCCUGUUGCUAGCUUCAUCGAAGAGGCCACAGAAAUGGAAAACACCACCUGAACCUCUGGGGCUACACCCCCCCCCGCCUACCUUCCUCCCCAAGUACACAAGGCCCCCCACCAUCUGGGCCAUUUGUCUGUAACCCACUCACACUGUCAAAAGGCAGGCCCUUGGGAGUGUGAGUGGGUUACUAGAAAUCUCGUGUCAUCUGGGAUAGAAGUCUACAUGAGGAGGAAGGUGUGGCGGACACUGGAGGCAGGGGAAGGGUCCCAUUCAUUCCAAGCCAAAAUUCUCAGCUGCAAUUUGUAGGGUAUGCUGUUCUUGUGUAGGUGAGAAAGCCGUCUAAGAUUUCCAUAUUUUGUGAUCCAGGGACAUUUGCACCAUGAGAUCUCCCUUCCCAGGAUUCCUCUGGGCCUGGCCCGUUCGGUCUGUUGAAUCAAAAGAAGCAGGUUACUUUUCCUAGUGAUUCCAACACAGAGCAAAGCUUUUUCCUUAAGUUUGCAAGUCGGUUUUUCUGCCUAACCGUGUGUUCCUCUUUUUCUACUCUUAGACAAAAAUCUAGUUUGAUUAUUUACAAUUUUCUUUUCCUAUGGAAAAUGGAAUUUUGACUACGGAGUGUUAUUUUUACAUAUGGCUGCCCCACUUGUUGCCCUGUGAUCUUUCCCAGGGCUGGCCUUCCGUAAGAACCCACAGGAGUCCCACCAAGGCCAAGGCGGGCUCCUGGGGGUCUUGGGAAGGAAGCCCAUACCAUUUCUCCAUAAGCUAGUUGCCUUGGAUGCCCCUUAGGAAGAUUAAUGAGAAAAAGUUGAUGCUUGAGGCUUCCCAAAUUCCCAUUCAGCUUGUCCCUUCAUUCUGGCACCUUGGCCAGGCUCAGCGCUCUUAGGUAGACCAGACAGAUAGCUCCCUUUGUAGGCAAUGACGCUUUAAAAGUUGGGGGGUGGGGUGGGGUAAGGGUGAAAGUGAGGGGGUGGGGAUGGGGGUGGGGUGGGAUGAGGACAAAGGUGAGGGAGGGGGUGGGGGGUGGGGAUGAACAUGGGUGGGGGGUGGGGGGGCAACAUUUUUUCCAGUAUCAUCUUUGUUUUCUCCAAAGUACCAAAAAGCCAGUAGCAAAAUGUAACUCUAAAGGUAUCUCCAUCUUAGUUUGCACAUUUCUUCAACAUCUAAGAUAUUUAUAUUUUGUGUAGUGUGCAUUAUGAGAACCGCCAGCUGCGAACGAUGUCUGCUUUAGUUCCCUGUACACCCCAUUUUUCCCAUUAGCUUUGCUUCUGUAGUCCCAUUUGGGGGGUUUGCUUUGUUUUUAUAGUGCUCUUACUGCUUCCUUUAUACAUACUUUCAUGGGCUUUUAGCACCUUCCCCGGAAAGAAUACCUAUCGGGGAAAAUCGUAGUUUGGCAAAUAUUAGGACUUCCAGCAGCAUUGCCUUCCAGACAGCAUGUCCUCUUACAACACAUCUACCGACAUCUUCAAGGUCUUAAGUGAAGACCCGAGGUUCAUACAAAAGUUCAUAUUGUUACAAUUGGUGCAACUCGCACAUUGUCAAGACUGUUGUCUCCUGCCGUGUGGUUCUAAUGCUGUCUUGAGUUUUUUUUUUUACUUAAGAUUAAUAAAGAAUUUCAUCACCAUCA
Monodelphis domestica (gray short-tailed opossum) is the source of this 3251-nucleotide messenger RNA. RefSeq names its product heat shock factor protein 3-like. The record is from RefSeq and is a predicted model, not a curated record. NCBI's taxonomy places the organism in Eukaryota, Metazoa, Chordata, Mammalia, Didelphimorphia, Didelphidae. Gene Ontology annotation, molecular function: sequence-specific DNA binding; DNA-binding transcription factor activity. Gene Ontology annotation, biological process: regulation of DNA-templated transcription.